AUGAGUUACAAGACCAACUAUGAACUCUACUCUCGAGGAAGCAUUGACAGCAGACGGUCACCACUGCCCGAUGAACUUCUUUCGCCGUUGGCAACGCUCUACCCGCAUGUCGCGGCCCUACAGCCACAGUACGACCCGAGCAGCUGCACCUUCACCGGCUACCGAGACACGGGAUAUUGGGCUGCGGCCUACACUACACAGCCUCGCGAGACUCCAUUAGCAUCUACACGACGGACCAGUGGUAAGCUCAACCUCGUUUUCUGGUGA
This is a messenger RNA of Penicillium paradoxum, 267 nucleotides long. RefSeq lists its product as uncharacterized. The record is from RefSeq and is a predicted model, not a curated record. NCBI's taxonomy places the organism in Eukaryota, Fungi, Ascomycota, Eurotiomycetes, Eurotiales, Aspergillaceae. The transcript has 2 exons. Bases 1 to 267 code for a protein of 88 amino acids.